UGUACAAACCAAAACGGCUGGUAUCAGAGUUAAAGUGCGCGUUCCUGGUCCAGGGAAGGGUCGCUCCCAAAAACGUGCUCGUCCCCGUGAGUCACGUGAUGACGUCUCAAUUCUAGCUUCUCAAAGAUUUCCCAGUAAGCGACUGGCGGACAGUAAAGAUGGCGACGGAGCUUACAGUGUGUACGAGUUCCCGGCCAAGAUGACGACGAGAAGAUUAGUAACUUUCGAGCCGCGGCGUUGACAGCGCUCACUUUAAAGACCCUGCGGCGGAGGCUCGCGAACUUGCCGACUUUGGCGGUAGUUAAACAAAUCUAGCGGACACGACACCGGCGCGCGGACAUAUCGUUGCUUUCGCCAUGGAGGAUAUCAACUCAAACAUAAACGCGGACUUGGAGGUGCGGAAGCUUCAAGACUUGGUGAAGAAACUCGAACAGCAGAACGAGCAGCUCCGGAGCCGAUCCAGCCUUCUCUCCUCCUCUUCUUCCGGUGGACUGUCGGGGAACACCAGACCUGUGAGCGCCGGUUAUGAUUGUCCGGGAGCGGCGGCUGCGCUCGCCGGGUUCACUGGGGUGGGGUUCGGCGGAUCGAGGGGCUUCGGUGGGGUAUUGGAGAUCUCCCGCCUGAGCCCCAGACGAUCAUAUCACGGCAGCAGUUACGGAGGGGGUUAUGACAGUGACAGCGCUUCUUGUGCAGCCGCGAACACGAGCCUCGCGUCUUAUUACGAUUCGCUGGAUUUUAUCGAAGACGGAGAAACUUCGGUGCUGGACGAGGUGGAGAUUCUCGAUUUGGAGGACAUGGAUUGCCUGAACGAAGAGGAAGACAGCUGGUUGUAUGAAGCUAAAUUGAACAGCCCUCUGCAGAAAGGAUUGAGCCCCAUUGUGUGGUGCAGACAGGCUCUGGAUAACCCCAGUCCUGAUAUGGAGUCUGCCAAACGCUCUCUCUUACACAGACUCGACCUUACCAUGUCAGCAAACAAGCGGAGGAGUCUUUACAACAAUUCCUACAGUCCUCAAGUGGGCUACGGAAGCCCAUACAGCACAAACACAGCAAACAGUCCUUACAGCAGUGGCUUUAACUCCCCGUCCUCCACUCCAUCUAGAGUGCCUAUCGUCAAGCAGCUCGUUCUGCCUGGCAGCGCAGGUCACCAGCGUGGAUCAGCUGACAGAAACGCACAGGCAGUGAGCCCGCAGUCAUCAGUAGACAGUGAGCUAAGCACAUCAGAGAUGGACGAAGACUCUGUCGGUUCAUCGACCACAUAUAAACUCAAUGACGUCACCGAUGUGCAGAUACUCGCCCGCAUGCAGGAAGAGAGCUUAAGGCAAGAAUAUGCUGCGACAGCGUCACGUCGUAGCUCUGGUUCAUCGUGUCAGUCGCUGCGACGGGGAACUCUGAGUGACCAGGAGCUGGAUGCACAGAGCCUGGACGAUGAUGAGGAGGCGGUCCACCAUUCCUACCACACACCUGUCAACCGCUUCAGCCCCUCCCCUCGGCACUCGCCCCGCGUCUCCCCCAGGAACUCGCCCAGAUCCCGCUCACCCGCCCGCUCUUUAGAGUACAGCCGUGGAUCUCCCCAACCAAUCAUCAGCCGCCUUCAGCAGCCCCGCCACUCUCUGCAAGGCCACGAUACGCAGACCAAUGCCAUUAAGAACGAAGAGAAGCUGAGACGGAGUCUACCUAACCUCACACGAUCUAGCUCUGGACCGACUGCAGAGCCGGUCAAAAACAGCAGGAGCUGUGAGUCAAACCUGCAAGUGCCAAACGGAGGAUCACCCAGACACCAGAGUCAGUCUGCCACAUCACAACAAAGGCUGUCCGCACCUGCUCGCUCCUCGCCAAAACCAAAAGAGAGACUCCAGAGCCCUACGUCUCUACGAGUUCCUCUCUCGUGUUGCUUUGGAGAGGAAACAGAUUUCAUGCCCUCUUCCAGUAAAUUGCGGACUCCUGCCGCCCCGUCUCCCUUGGCUCUCCGUCAGCCCAUGAAGGUCAUGUCUAAUCAUGGUUCAGGCACAGCCACGCCCACACGCUCUAUGGCCCCGCCCCGCAGCGGCCUGCCACGCCCCGCCACCAAUGCUGGAGGAGGUUUACCAGUGCCUCGCAGCAAACUGGUCCAGCCUGUGCGCAGGUCUCUGCCAGCUCCGAGGACAUACAGUGGUAUCAGAGACGAGAGCUGGAGAGAGGGCUGCUACUGAGCGUGCCCAGAAAACCAGCAGCACAAAACGGGCUUUCAGUUCAACCUGGCACUUUAUAGAGAUACGUCUUUAACCCCCACAAAUAAAGAGACCCAUUCUUCCAAACAAACGAUUCUGUCCUCAGUUAAUGUUGCAGAGUUCUCAUCCCAGCAGGAUAGAUGUGGAAGGCAGACUGAACGCCACAGAAUGCCAAAGAACAAAAAUAAAAAGACUGGGAUUCGCCCUCACCUACCAAACAGCACCUGUACUACAAAUGGCUCCAAAUCCACAAUCCUGCUUGCAAAUGCCCUCAAAACCCACUAUAGAAGAACAUCAAGUAACUUGUUUCCUCUGUAACAGCAUUAGUGGGGAUCCCUAGUGAGCACAUACAAAUUGACCUUAACCUUUGGCUGGAGUGGGAAAGGUUUGUACGGAGACAAAGAGUCCACAUGGCAACUGCAUUCUGUCAGAAUGUCUUUCAUAUCUAUGUGAUCUCUUAUUUAUUUGAAAUCAUUAUUUAAAAUAUUACUUUCAAAGAGUAUUCAUACAGUAUUUGGUCUUUUUAAAUAUAUAUGUUUACUAAUCUUUAUUUUUGGGCUUUUUAUUUCUGAAUGUCAUUGUUAAACCUCAACUGCAAAGCUAUGUUUCCAAAGCAUUUUAAAUGUCCAAAUAAUGGAUGCAUUUCAGUCUUUGAACAAGUGUAUGUAGUUUGAGCCCUCAGAUACGCAGCAGGAUUGAUGCUUUCGCUUAUUUUAAAAGACGACACAAAUCAACGAGACACGAAUCGGUGAAAAGUUUGUGUCAAAUUUCAUGGAUCGUGUUUGUAUGUCCCAACUGGAAAUUGGGAAAUUCAUUGAAUAUAAACGCCUGAGACUUCAUGAGGUGAACUGUUGUAUCGUCAAACGUUGUUCAUCGAUCGAUGUCUCGGUGGCAAAGGUCAUAAAAAGAUUGUGGUUGUGUGGGUGAAGUGUAGUGCUUCUGUACUAAUUUUGGGAAUUUCCAGGUCAUGUUAUUUGUCGUCAUUCUCAGUGAAAUAUUUGAUAAAAGGGCAAGAAAACAAAAUGGCAAUUGAAUAGGAGUGCCACUUGAACGUAUGGAGAUGAUAUCUAGAUGCACACAAGCAUACUAUCGAGACUGCGCAAGUUCGUUUAAAAAUGAGUGCCUAUAAUUUAUGAAUUUCUGUGAUUGCUACAAAUGUUUUUUGUUUUUUUUAGUUUGUUUGUGCCAAUUGAUUUUUUUUUUGCCAAUAUUAUUUACUUCAGGGUUCUUUGCAUUUCUUGCUCAAGUUUUGUUUGAUUUUUUGUAAUUGCUUUGAUAACAUUUAUAUUUGCUUUUUUGUAACAAAGAUAUGUUAUAAAAGCCCCUUGAUAUUUAUGACAAAUACUAUGCGCUGAUAAGAGGCUUAUUUAUUAAACGGUGAGAUGCCUCCGUGUGCUGAGAUAUAGAGUUAGUGGGAUGCUUGAGCCUAGUAUGGUCAUGAAUACAUGGCAUAUAAACAUUUUGUGGAUUGUUUUUUUUGGUAAAGACUUUUAUAUCUCCACAAACAUGAUGCUCGGUUUCCCCCGCGUUGAAUCAUUUCAAAUAAAAGCUGAAAAAAGC
Molecule: messenger RNA, 3767 nt
Organism: Puntigrus tetrazona (Sumatra barb)
Lineage: Eukaryota; Metazoa; Chordata; Actinopteri; Cypriniformes; Cyprinidae
Gene: slain2
Product: SLAIN motif family, member 2
Exons: 10
Coding region: 357-2189 (610 amino acids)
Biological process (GO): cytoplasmic microtubule organization; microtubule nucleation; positive regulation of microtubule polymerization
Cellular component (GO): microtubule plus-end
Source: RefSeq, a predicted model, not a curated record